ACACACCAAUCUUGCAAUCUACUUCGAUUCGUGGUAAAAAAAAAGAAAGAAAGAAAAUCAGGUGAAAUCGCCACAACAAGUCGAAUCACAGAAGUGGAAACUAAUCGCAGCUUCGUCGACCAUUGCCUUUGUUAUACGAGCCCUGUUUUAAGCGUCGUUCUUUGAAGAUCUUCAAGUUUUUUUCCGGAAUAUGAAUUAUCAUUGUACAGGAUUUUGUUCGGUAACAUAAUGAUUCGUGGAGAAGUUGAGAUAGCAUCGAGAUCAUUAUUUUGAUUUGUGGGUGAAAAUCAGUGUUUCCGUCUUCUGAUGUGAGUCUCUUCAAUGCAACUUUAUCUAUAGUUAUCAUUCUUUGAACUGACAUUUCAACGUCGACCCUUCUUAGGGUUUGAAAACACACGAGAGCCGCCAAAGAAUAUACCUUUGCUCGUGAUCUCUUGUGCUUGGAGUACUUGCUGCGAUAGGAUAAUAGUAGUUUAAGUUUAAUUGACUAGACACCCACCGUGCACAACCUUCAGUAUGAGGUCCUCGGUCUCCUGUUGGUUCGCUCUCAUCUCCUUGCUCGGCUCUCUGAGAUCAUCGACGGCCGUGGUUGGAGGCGUGGUCGACUUCGAGUAUCACGACUACUCCAGUCUAUCCUUAUCGUUACAAAGGCUAAGAGCGGCACACCCCUCACUUACGAAUCUAUACACCAUUGGCCAAUCCGUGAAGGCACGAGAAUUAUGGGUACUUGCCAUAGCCGGGUCUGACGCUAAUAAACACGUGACUGGAAGACCAGAAGCGAAGUAUGUGGGCAACAUGCAUGGCGAUGAGGUAAUUGGACGAGAAAUGUUGCUUCAUUUCGCCGACUGGCUUCUAAUGGAAUAUGAGAGUGGAGAAAACAUAGAAGUGGCAAGGUUUCUAGACUCAACCAGACUUCAUAUUCUAGUUUCAAUGAACCCUGAUGGGUUUGAAGAUGCGAGAGAAAAUGAUAAUUGCAGAAGUUUUACCGGAAGGACAAACGACCUCGGCUUCGAUCUGAAUCGGAACUUUCCAGAUUAUUUCGAGAAGAAUAAAUAUGAGAUUCAAGUUGAGACACAGGCAAUCAUCGACUGGGUCGCUGGUUUACAAUUUGUACUAUCAGCUAACCUUCAUGGGGGCGCACUGGUUGCAAACUACCCGUACGAUAAUAUUGACCCGGACAUAAAGAAAGACAAUACAUCGAUAUACAGCCCCAGUCCUGAUGAUGAUAUUUACCGUUACCUAGCAACCGUGUAUUCGUAUAACCACCGGAAGAUGCACAUUCUCAAUGAAACCAAAUGUAAUGGCGGAUUUGCCGGAUUCGAAGAUGGCAUCACGAACGGAGCCGAGUGGUAUAUCGCAGUUGGCGGGAUGCAGGACUAUAAUUACAUUUUUGCUGGGUGUAUGGAAAUCACUUUGGAGAUCAGCUGCUGCAAGUAUCCUCUUGCUGCUGAGCUACCAGAAUACUGGGAAGACAAUAGAGCUGCUCUCAUGGAAUACAUCAAACAGGUCCAUAGAGGUGUAAAAGGAAUUGUUCGGAAUGAGGAAGGGAAUCCCUUGGAGGGUGCUGAAGUUAUGAUAGUUGGUCGAGAUAUACCCCACUAUACCACCUACGAGGGGGAGUUCUGGAGGAUACUACUCCCCGGCUCAUACGAAUUACAGGUUAGCAUGGAAGGCUACAUUACAUGGACGAGUUCGUUUCGAGUUGAUAACUACAUCUAUAACGUUAAAGAGCUGGAUGUCAACAUGGAAAGGGUAGAUGACGGCUCGGGAACGGCUCCGCCCAAGAUGCAGGCAUCCCUUGUCGCCAUGGUGAUGGCUUCGCUUCUCGGCUUAAUAUGGCACCUUUGACACCAUUAGGUAUAUGCUCGGGACGAUACUCACUCUCUGAUGACUGUGACGACAAAUUAGUUUUCAGCUGCAAAAUUAUCACCUUAAAAUGAUUGUCAUUAUGCGCGCGGACAUUAAAAAAAACAUAGCAAUUGGUCGACAUGGCGUGAAGGAAGAUUGCAGUGGUUGCGUCAAUGGAUAAUUAUUUUUGACAAUUCUGCCUUUCUGAUUGGACAAAAUUACCUCCGUAUCUUGUAUUUCUCUUAGCCUGGACUGUGUGAAUGAAUUAUUGUUGAUCUUAAUCGUUAAAGGAGUACUAAAGGCUCUCAUAUGAAAAUCAGCCAUGUUUCCUAUGUAAAAUUGCGAUUCAACUGAUUUGAGGUUGUCGAAACGAUACUUAUUUUGAGCUAUUAAGUAUCUUGUGUCCGGAAAUUAUUUCAAGCGGCGCCUGAUACUGUGAAAAUGACUUGAUUGUAUAGAGUCCAAGCGCUCAUAACUUAAACAAAUUACGCGGUAUAGUCAUGGAGCCACAAAAAGGGGGGGGGGGGCGGGGGCAAGCAGUGGGGUGAGAGAGGAGGGAAAAGGAAACAGAGGGAGGAAAGGGAAUACAAGGUAAGAAGAAUAAUACAUUGAAAGGUCUGGGCCUUUUCGCUCUAAAACGCCAUCCCAUUCAAAUAUCCUGUCGUCUCUUAUAAGCAUAUAAAUUUUCCUUGACGCAAGCUAAACGCAAACGUUCUGCCCCUUACAAUAAUGAUGACGCAGGCAGAUGAAAGUGCGCCGUUGUCAUCGACUGGGGAGCGCCUUAUUAACAUUAACAUCCGACAAGUCGACAGAUCUGACAACUUUUCCAUGAUUUUGAUUGGUUGAAAAGCACUGUUGCCAUGGAAACUGCCGGAUAAAACAGGACUUGUCGGUUAAAUCAUCCGACGUGCGGGUCAUUUUCAUUAAAACGAUCCCUUCCCCUGAUGACGCGAACCACUCUGAAUACGCUCCGGGAAUCAUAGUACUUUUUGUGUUCAACCGACAGUCGAUUUGGACUUAUUUUAAAUCCAUGACAUGUCUAUAGAGAGAGAGAGUGUGUACAACAAAAGUAGGAAGGAUAGAAGAGAUUUCAUGCAUUAGAAUUGAAACUUGAUUUAUGAAACGAAUGACGUUCUGUGCAUAAUGAUAUGGCGUGUAUAAUGACCUCUUACCUUGCCAAAUAUAAAGUUCGCCAAUAACAAUGAUCCAAAAUUUUUGUUUGAAAUAAAUCAAUUUAGCACUACGGUGUUUCAUAUUAGUAUACCGACUUAAUAUGAAUAUAAUUUUGACACAUUUUCAUCAAAAUGGUGCCGAGAUUGAGAUUUUUUCCAGAGUAUAAUGGAGUAAUUAUUUUAUUUUGAUAUACAUAUUAUAGUAUAGUCUAAUUGGGUGUUGCAAGAAAUUUGAGUUACAAUUGAUUGCAAAUCAAUUGCAAUAUGUUUUUAAUCGGAAGACCGAUGCUUAAUUUGGAGUUGCCCUCGAUUUGUGAUCAAUCAUCACAAGUUUCUUGCAACGCCCAAUUGCAGUAUUUCUUUUCUACAACUCCUCGCAUUUCUUCUUCAUAUUAUUUCACUAUCCACUCACCUCAUCUUUUUUAUAAUUCCAACAUCUUGUCUUUUUCUGACUGCCCCCCCCCCCUCUCUCUCUCUCUCUCCCGUUCACCCUCUCCCCUUUCCACUGGCGUAAAUCCCGGGGGGGAUGGGGGGGAUAUAUCCCCCCCACUUUUCGAGGAGGGGGGGAUGGCCUGUACAAACAUCCCCCCCACGUUUUACGAAAGAAAUGGAAAAAAAUCACAAGAGAUAAUUGUUUUAUUGGUGAAAAUUCUUCCAAAAAUACCGCUUAACAAAUAAAAUAAUAUUAUUGAAUCAUAAGAUACAAAUAAAGAGCCAGUUCACCAUUUCCAAACGAAAUACUUAUGUCCUUAUUAUAACAUUGAAGAGAAACCCCCGUUUCUUCCAAUUCAUCAAUGUUGGGGUCUUUGGGAAGGGAUUAAGAUGGAAUGUCAAAAAUUUGUUGAAUGUAAUCUCUAAUAAAACCAUUAAACCAUCAUGUGGUAAAAAAGAUAAUAAUAUUGGAGGGGUAUUUGUCAUAUGGACAUACAGUGGCGUAACUACGGGGGACAUGGGGGGCACAUCCCCCCCCCCCCCCCCCAUCGGCUGACAAAAAAAACGGGGAAAGGGGGGAAAGGAGAAAAGAGGGAGAAAGGAAGAGAAACGUAGUGGGAAAGAAGAAAAUAUCAUUCAUUAGAAUGUUAUAUUAUAUUAUAACUAUGUUAAGUUACAUUACAUAAGAAACAUUUUUAUCAUAACUUUAUGAAACAUAAAUUGCACAGGGCCUACGUCUUCAUUGUUCCUGGUGCUCGCAUUGUCUGUUUAACGAGAUAUAUAAUCCUGUUGUACUAAAACAUCCCGUUUUCAAGUCAAUAUAAACCAAAUAUAUUUCCUAGCACUUGAGUUAUCAUUGUUUUAUGUAGUGACAUAUGCUUCUUUUUCAUGACUCAAAAGUGAUUGCCCCAUGUUAAGGUCUUCGUAUAUAUGAAACAUUUCCUGUCCGUGAUUACGUUCGCAUUAGUGGAUUGGUGAGAUAUGUCUGCUCUUCAUGAAUUCCUAAAAUCAGUCCUUAAAAUGUCCCUUCUUCUGAUCUGAAUAUCAAAAAUUUUCAGCUCGCGCUUCGCGCUCGCACCAUUUGGUUAAUGAAAUACGUAUGGUCCUAGUUAAUUCCUACAAAGAAACCUUACAAUGCCCCACUUCAGAAGUUCAGGUCUGAAUUAUCUAAGUUUUCAGCUCGCGCUCGCAUUGUUAAGCGAGACAGGUACCUAUCAUGAUUACACAAAUUUGAUUAUAAUGUCCCUUUUUAGGUGUGAAAAUAAAAAAAAUUCAGCUCGCGCUUCGCGCUCGCAUUAUUUGAUCAGUGAGAUACAUAUCCGUUUAAUGACAUUGUCCUUAAAAUGCCUCUAUUAGGUCACUCACUCAGUCAUUCAAAAAUUUUGCUGGUGCCCCCCCCCCCCCCAAUGCCGUGACCCACGGUCGCCACUGUGGACAUAUCAAUGACAAUUCCUUGCAUAUCUAAAAACAUGAUUGCAAAAAAAUGCCAAAAUAUUUCAGUUAUCCCCCCCACCCAUCAACACGGAUUUACGCCAGUGCCCCUUUCUCUGCCUCGCUCUCUCACAUCAAUCAUAAAUUUGCGCAGUCUUUUAUCUUUAUCUUCAUAUUAGCGCAUUAAACGUCUUAAUUCUUUUUACUCAACGAUAUGACGAUGCACUGACUGACAGAUCCCACCAAUCAAUAUCGAAAAGAAUACACACUAAACAUGGUAAAGUUUGCUUGUAAAAAUAAAAUGCAUGUACAUGUAUAUGUUAUGAUUAUGGAUGUAAAUGGGAGGGGGUGCGUUUCAUGAAAGUUGUCAGCACUGACUUGUCCUCUUCAGUGAAAUUCUUGGUCUUGAUUGGCUGAGAGGCACUGGCCUCUGACUGUUUAACUGUCGGAGAAAGUCAACUUGUCAGAGCAGAAAACGUUCAUGAAACGCUCCCCGACUGCUUAUUUUAUCUUAUUGUAUAGCGUAUUGUGUUUACUCUGUUUUCGAUUGCUAAAAUAUACUUAAACAUUCCCCAUCAUUAUGCCUCGAUAACUAUACUAGUAUUGAAUUAUUUACAUGUAUAUGAAAGGUACUGAAUGUGUACUGUUUCCAGUUGGGAAAAUUAAUAUGUAUACAGACUUAUUUUUAAGUAUACAGGAUGUAAUUACUACAUGUUUUCGAAUUAUGUGUAAAUUAUGGUAUUCCUAAUGCAACAUGCAACUUUUGAAGAUCGGAGAUAUAUUUUGUAAGAGAUCUUGUAUGAGUAAAGAUGUAAUUAAUGCGAUUCAUAUCUGUGAUUGAUACUCUCAAUAAAUUAUAUUUUUAAAUAUCGA
Molecule: messenger RNA, 5756 nt
Organism: Lytechinus pictus (painted urchin)
Lineage: Eukaryota; Metazoa; Echinodermata; Echinoidea; Temnopleuroida; Toxopneustidae
Product: carboxypeptidase D-like
Exons: 9
Coding region: 517-1848 (443 amino acids)
Biological process (GO): protein processing; peptide metabolic process
Molecular function (GO): zinc ion binding; metallocarboxypeptidase activity
Source: RefSeq, a predicted model, not a curated record